Messenger RNA from Lolium perenne, 1020 nucleotides. The record is from RefSeq and is a predicted model, not a curated record. Lineage: Eukaryota; Viridiplantae; Streptophyta; Magnoliopsida; Poales; Poaceae.
ACACUCCGGCGGCGCCGCAGGUAAGCUCCUCCUCCUCUGUGCUUCGUCCUCCUUCCUGGUACUAUUCCUCUCUGCCCUCCUCUCUAAUUUCUACCCUAGCUCGUCCUUCCCCUGCAGCCUUCCCUAACCCUAGAUCGACGGGGCCGCCGCCAUCUCAUCUCCUCUUCCAGAAAGCGGGAGUAGUAGUGAAGACCACGAUGGGAUGGUACUCUUUCGGUGAUGAAGGGGCGGCAAGCAAAGUGGCGGGGGCGGGAACCCCUGCCUCACGAUGCACCAGCUGUGGGCAUCGUUACUGGUGCACAGCAUCAAGCGCGUGGAGGGCCGCUCCUGGCCGUCCCCGGUCACGAGCCGCCUCUGGAUCCACGCCGCCUCCAAGGUGCCCGACCCGGACAGCGUCGCCGCCAUGGAGACCUUCUACCGGGAGAUCCACGCCGUCGACGGGGUCACCCACAUCGACUUCCCCCAGCACUACCCCGUCUCCCGCGUCCUCGGUCAGCCUCCUUCCUACCCAUCGUCUUCCUCACUGCUACUGCUGUUCCUCCUUAGUCAAUAGUCGGUCCUCGCCAGUGCCUGCUCCCAAAUCUGUGCAAAGAACUCUAUUUUUUUCUGCUGCUAACACAAGACUCGAAGAGAAAAAUCCCUAUGCAUAUCGUGCAAUUGACUCUAAAAUCACUAUAGUUUCGUACAAUGAAUUUGCAGUAACUCUAAAAUCAUCCGUCAUGAGAAAGUGGACAUUCAGUUCAGAUAUGACACUCCUAGAGCCCCGUUGUAUAAUAUCAUAUCGGAUAUCUGAGAAUUGAGAAUCAGUAACUAAUUUAAUUGCUACUCAAUUACGUUUUGUGUGGACUAAGAACCGGAUAUCUUAGAUCAGCGUUUGUCUCCGUUGUAACUUUAUAACACUCUGUAAAUGCAUUGGGUCUGCUCGGUGCUACUAAUAAGAGGCCUGUGCGCGCGCGCUUGUGUAGACUUCCCUUGCCAUUGUCUUUAUGCAGUCAAUUGGACCUUGAGCAGAGCUAGCUG